AUGAAGCCGGCCUUCGGUUUCUCCAUCGAGGCAAUCCUACGAGACACGCACCCCUCGGCCACAGACCAGAUAUCUCUCAAAGAGGUCGGCGUGAGUGGUGAGGACGAGGCAGACCCCGAGCCCAUGCCACGCUACCCGUCCCUGGGCGUGGCCGAGCAGCUGCUGCUGCUGCCCCCGACGCCCUGCUACGGGAUCCACCAGCCAUCGCCGCUCUCUGUCGGCCCGCAGCCACACGGAGUGCCCCUCGCGGCAGCGGCGGCGGCAGCGUGCUGCGGCGGAUGCCUGUCGCUGCAGUUGCUUUCGUGGGGCGUCUGCCAGCCCCUGACCGCGGCGGCGUUGCCGUCUACCGCUGCCGCCGCCAGCCUGCCAACGCAGCCGGCACAGGCCAAGGCGACGGCCGAGCGCUGCUUCUCGUGCGGCCAGUGCGGCAAGCGCUUCAAGCGCUCCUCGACGCUCUCGACGCACCUGCUCAUCCACUCGGACACCAGGCCCUACCCGUGCCACUUCUGCGGCAAGCGCUUCCACCAGAAGUCCGACAUGAAGAAGCACACCUACAUACACACCGGCGAGAAGCCGCACAAGUGCGUGGUGUGCGGCAAAGCGUUCAGCCAGUCGUCCAACCUGAUCACGCACACGCGCAAGCACAGCGGAUUCAAGCCGUUCGCGUGCCGCAUCUGCGGCCGCGCCUUCCAGAGGAAAGUGGACCUGCGCCGGCACACGGACUCCCAGCACAGCGCACCGGCUGCCAUGCGCGGCCAAUCACCGCCAGCCGUUACGCCGCCGGUUGAUCGCACCGUCCCGGUCAGCGCAUCGCCGGCGGCCGCCAGCGCCUGCAUGCCGUAG
Dermacentor silvarum is the source of this 843-nucleotide messenger RNA. RefSeq names its product zinc finger protein sens. The record is from RefSeq and is a predicted model, not a curated record. Bases 1 to 843 code for a protein of 280 amino acids. Gene Ontology annotation, cellular component: nucleus. Lineage: Eukaryota; Metazoa; Arthropoda; Arachnida; Ixodida; Ixodidae. The transcript is spliced from 4 exons.